Molecule: messenger RNA, 6364 nt
Organism: Colossoma macropomum (tambaqui)
Lineage: Eukaryota; Metazoa; Chordata; Actinopteri; Characiformes; Serrasalmidae
Gene: mapkapk5
Product: MAPK activated protein kinase 5
Biological process (GO): protein autophosphorylation; Ras protein signal transduction; peptidyl-serine phosphorylation
Cellular component (GO): cytoplasm; nucleus
Molecular function (GO): ATP binding; mitogen-activated protein kinase binding; calcium/calmodulin-dependent protein kinase activity
Source: RefSeq, a predicted model, not a curated record
CAGAUCAGCCACUUUCACAACAACCAGAUGGGAGAGGACCCCGCUGCGUCAUCAACAAACCCAGAAACUAUAGUUCUCUUUCAGUUUGCCUGAUUCUGAGCCAAAUCCAAGCGUUAAUUACGACAUUGUGUCUGCACAUAUGACGUACGCGUUAAUUAUAUUUGCUAAAAAAAAACACUAGGCAGUGUGUUCAAGACUGCAGUUGGGUGGGCGGCAGCAGCAGAGUGUGUGCUAGGCGCAGGCCUAAAAGGGGACAGUCUGUCCGCCGCACAGAUCGCCUCUGUUUGGACGAGGGUCGCUAACAGCGGAGGCACAACGGCACACGAACCCGUUCAGUCCAAAACAGCUCUGACCACAGAAUUAAAUGGGGCUCUAAAAUUUAUCGGUUCGUUUAGGGGCUGGAUUUAAAACAUGUCGAUGACAGGCGGUUCUGCGGUUAUAGCGGCCGCCCUCUUCUUUCUGCCCUUAUAGCGCGUUAGCUAGCUGAAUAGCCAGGUAAAUGGCCGGCUAGCUAACCUGCUGCUGCUAACUACCGGUUUUCUCGCUAACCGGUCGUGCUUUGCCCUGCUUUCGUCUCUGGGAGUUUGUCGACGACUCGGAAAAAUAAGGUUACUUUUAAACUGACAUGCGGACAGCCUGGUCGUUGGUUACAUUAAAGUGUUUGCUGUUCCGCUCGGUCUGCCGGUUUGCUCUGUGACUGGCUCGCUCGCUGGAGUUAACAGGCUAGCCGGGCUUAGCUAGCCGUCCACCACACUCUGCGGUUCGCGCAGGCUAUAAAUACUCAUCUUUGUUUCCUCCCGUCCAAAAGUGGCAAGCUCAUCUGCUGAGAGCCUGCCUUCAUCCACUCUUGGCAAUAAUCCUUGGACCCCGUCGUCGUGCAAGGCCGUCAAAGUAAAAGCCGGGACAUACUGAACUCUGGGGUGACGGUGUCAAAACUUUGAGCCAAACUUUGGGGUCCCCGGUUAAACUAGCUUAAACUGGACACCUGUUUUAACCAAAUAUAGAAAAAGGCAGGUGGUCAUGCGAGUUCAGCCUAGAUCUUAACGGUUGCUAGUCCCAAUUUUCAUGGGAAAUCAGCGUUUCGUUUCGGAGAAAAGGUACAAACAAUCCGGAGAGCAGCUAACUAGUUAGCUAACUGGCGUCGCUAAAAGAAACUGGCAGCCAAGUCUGAGGACGCAGCAGCAGUAAGGCACCAUGUCCGAAGACAACAAUGCAGACAAGUUUAUCAAGGAGAGUUCCAUCUUGGAAGAGUACAAUAUCAACUGGACACAGAAGCUGGGUGCUGGAAUCAGUGGACCUGUAAGGGUCUGUGUGAAAAAGUCAACACAAGAACGGUUUGCCCUGAAGAUCUUGAUCGACAGACCCAAAGCGCGCAAUGAGGUGAGACUUCAUAUGAUGUGUGCUGCUCACCCCAACAUUGUGCAGAUUUUGGAGGUUUAUGCCAACAGUGUGCAGUUUCCCCAUGAAUCCAGUCCAAGAGCAAGGUUAUUAAUUGUUAUGGAGAUGAUGGAAGGAGGGGAGCUGUUCCAUAGAAUCAGUCAGCACAGACACUUUACAGAGAAGAUGGCAAGCCAAGUCACUAAACAGAUUGCCCAGGCUUUGGAACACUGUCACUCACUGAAUAUUGCACAUCGAGACCUGAAACCAGAGAACCUGCUGUUCAAGGACAAUUCACUGGAUGCUCCUGUAAAAUUGUGCGAUUUUGGUUUUGCCAAAAUCGACCAAGGUGAUCUGACAACCCCACAGUUCACUCCUUACUAUGUAGCACCUCAGGUAUUAGAGGCACAAAGGCGCCACCAGAAAGAAAAGUCUGGAAUUAUACCUACCUCACCAACCCCUUACACAUACAACAAGAGCUGUGACUUGUGGUCCUUGGGCGUGAUCAUCUAUGUGAUGCUGUGCGGCUAUCCGCCGUUUUAUUCCAAGCACCACAGCCGCACUAUCCCUAAAGACAUGCGCAAGAAAAUCAUGACGGGCAGUUUUGACUUCCCUGAAGACGAGUGGAGCCAGAUAUCUGAGAUGGCAAAAGACAUCGUCCGCAAGCUGCUGAAAGUGAAGCCUGAAGAAAGGUUGACCAUUGAGGGUGUCCUGGCCCACCCCUGGCUUAACUGCACUGAGGCCUUGGACAAUGUGCUUCCCUCUGCCCAGAUGAUGAUGGAUAAGGCAGUUGUAGCCGGGAUCCAGCAAGCCCAUGCAGAACAGCUGGCAAACAUGAGAAUACAAGACCUUAACGUCAGCCUCAAGCCGCUCAGCUCCGUCAACAACCCUAUUCUGAGGAAAAGGAAGCUGGGGUUGCUAGGAACAAAGCCUAGCGAUGGCUUCUUCAUUAACGAUCCUGAAAAUGGUGCCGAGGACUCCAACGUUGCUCUGGAAAAACUAAGAGAUGUCAUUGCACAGUGCAUCCUCCCACAGGCUGGAGAAAAUGAGGAUGAGAAGCUGAAUGAGGUGAUGUAUGAAGCGUGGCGUUUCAACAGGGACUGCAAGCUGCUCCGUGAUGGGCUGCAAGGGCUGAGCUGGGAUGGUCGGGCUUUCUCUGAUAAAGUGGAUCGCUUGAAAUUGGCAGAGAUAGUAAAACAGGCCAUUGAAGAAAAAACAAACUUAGAAGACUCCCAAUAGCAAGUGCUGCAUUUCUAUUUCCUUUUGUACUGUUUAUUAUAAUUGUUCUUAAGCAAAUAACUGUAAAGAGUAAUUUUUAUGUAAAUUGAAGCGCAUGCUUUUUUUCCCUUCUCCAUGGACACACUUGCGAGCCUGUUGUACAGCUGUAGAUAUGACCAAGACGUUGUUGGUACGAUUACUUUUUUUCUACAGAUGACAGUGAAAAAAAACACAUUUUAAAAAGCAUAUUUUUGUUUUUGCAAGAAAAAAUGAAAAAAAGGAAAAUAAUUGUUUCAGCACCAACUGAGAAGGAAGGGAGCCCUUUAUGAUUCAUUUAGGAAAUGAGAUAUUUUUACCUUUUUAGUUUUGACUUCCUUUUUCUUUUAACAAUGCCUGUAAGUCUAUUUAUUAAAAGAAACAAAGAACACAUUUGAUAGCAGAACUUCCAGAAGAAGAAAUGAACAUGCCUCUGAAGAGGAUGGGGUUGAAGGUUAACUUGUUAUUCAUAUAGAUUUCCAUAUAGGAUUGAAAACUCAUGGUGAUUUUAUUACCCCAAAAAAGUUGCUAAAGAAUUUGAGUUAACAUCAUAAAGCUGCCUUCAGAAUUGCAAUCAAAUAUAUAUCAUUUCAUAUCAGCACAUAGUUGUAACUGGACUGUGAAAAAUAGUACAAAUUAAUACCUUCCAUCCUUUUCUAAUUUGCUCCCCUAGCUUUGAUCUUGCUAAACUGAGUGAAAGAAUUGUAAGCUGUUUUUUUUAUUUUUUUUUUUAUCAGUUAAGGAUAUUAAAUUAUAUAACUCCCAUAUAUGUAAUAAUCUGUUACCAAGUGAAGUCAUGCUGGCAUUAUUUUUCUUUUCUUUAAUCAACUUUAUUUCGAUAGUAAAUCUCUUUAGCUGACAAAUCGAUAUUCUCAGCUGAUUGGAGAAAACAGUUGAUGAAUUAUGACUCAGCAAAACUACAGCCUUGUGUGUGUGUGUGUGUGUGUGUGUGUGUGUGUGUGUGUGUGUGUAAAAGAGAGAGAGAGUGAGAAAGAGAGAGAGAGAGCAAGAGAGCAGAAACAAGUAAAUGCUGCUUCCCUUUUGAUCUUUAAAGGAAGUAGUUCUUACUGACAUUGCACAGGCAGUGGUCAGCCAGCGCCUGUUUUUCCCAAAAGCGUUGGUAAAAAAAAUCUUAAUACGGUGUUUUCAUUCAGUUCAAACUUUACAGUACGCUUAGACUGUUUACACCUGGUUGUUUCAUGUGUCUUGAGUAGCAGGAUAAUAUCUGGAUGGAUAUUAUCCUAAUGCACAUAAAAAUGCAAGUGUAAAGAUGCAUUUAAAACAGACUUAAAGGGGAACUCCACUGAUUUUUGAAAAAUUUGGCACAAUUAAAUGUUUUCUUAUGUAAACAAAGUCAUUCCGAGUGAUGUACUGUGAAAUACUCCGUCCUAGAAAAACUUACCGAGUCAGAAUUGUUCACAGUGGUGGUGAUAGAAACCAGACGUCUGAAGAGUUUAAUGCCUUUGAAAUCCCCCUCACAGAAAGUUAUUACAUGAAAUGGUUAGAUAUCUCUGAUACAUUGCUUUAUGGUGGUUUUGUAUUUUUGUUUUAGCUUAAAAUGUAUGUUAAUUCAUUUAUUUUGAUCCAUUUAUGGCAGAGUGGUAUAUGCAGGGUGUAAGGCGAAAACUCAGACACUUGUAGGUUCACUAGUGAUUUGGGAUUGUAAAUAAAACGGAUAUAUUGAUGUUGUAGACAUUGUGAGCCUGGGUUCCUAUUAGGACCACUGUAAAGAAAUCUGAGUCUCUACAAAUGAAGUAUUUCACAUCAAACCGCUCUGACGUUGUUUAUAUCCCAAGAACUAAAUAAUUCAGAAACUUUGAAAAAUUGGUGGAAUUCCUCUUUAAAGCUCAUCACUCAGACCACUUCCGGAAUCUGUCUCAAUAAGCCACAUUUGGCAAUCAAAACCCCUCUGAAUAUAGUGAUACCGCCUAUGCCUGCUGUUCCACAUAUAGGAAAGUGGCUGCCACCUUCUUGCUUUCUUCUUUAUUUUUUUUAUUUCUUUGUUUCUUCCACAGCAGCCAUUUUUUUAAAGAACAAGAAAAAUGAGAUACAACACAGUCAACUGGUUGUUGUAUAUGAGCUAAUUUGCAUUUUACUCAGCAUGAAGCAAUCAUAUUUCAAUCUGACUAACCAGAGACGCAUUUGACUACUAAGCAUAAAAACUUGCCAAGUUGCAGUCUAGAUACUAGUCGCAUGAAACAACCCAGUGCAAAUGGGGUCUUAAGUUUCUGCAAGAAUUACAAGGCAUUUCUAGUUAAGAAAGAAUUGUCAGUCAUACGGUACGGUACCAUCUACCAAAUGUGUGUACUGUAGAUGUAAUUGGAAAUCUAAGUACCUUAAUUCAAGAUAGACGAAUAUGGGCCUAAUAUCUCAUGUAGGCUAUCAGUGCUAGUUAAUUAGAUAAAUGAAACCAGGAUAUAGAAAAACCCCAAACCUGACCAUGCUGUUUGUUUGAUUUUCUUCCUUCACCAUUGUGGCUUGAAGGCUGUCUGAACAUGCUGUAUAGUAGAGGGCGCUGUAUAGUAGUGGUUCUCAAUCCUGGAGCACCCCUGCAGUGCACAUUGUGGUGUUUUCCCUGCACCCAACAAACCUGAUUCAACUCAUCAGCUAAUCAAUAAGCCUCUUCUGAGUCACACUUUCUGUUAGAGUGGGGGGAAAAUACUAAUCUGAAACAAAACAGCGGCACUCCAGCCCUGUGAUUGAGAAGCACUGCUGUGCAAUUCAGCAUUUAUGGUGAUCACUGCACUAUGAUGUUUCGGGAAAGCAGGCCAAGAGGUACUACUUCUCACUGCUGAUUAUCACCAAGGUGAUGUCACCUAAAUGGACUGAUUGGCUCAGGGCUGCCAUAGCAACAAUUCAUCCAUUUGUAGUGAUCUUAAGAUUCAGCACUACCCCUGUCUUUUUUGGGAAAAUAUCUACUCAUUGUUUUCUACCCUAACUAACCAUCAUAAGCCACGGACUACAUAUUAAGUCAUUGCUCCAUGACUUUGAAUGCCUUCUUCCAGGUAUGGACCUACAAAGAAUUGAAUGGUGGACAAACUAUCAUACAUCUAAGAUUAUACAGUUUACUUAAAUCUCUAAUUACCAGUUUCACAGAAAGCUGGAAUAGCUCCCAAGAGUCCCUGCAACAGUUCAGCCUACCCUGUGUAUUUAAUGGUUGCUCUCAGCAAGACAUAACUGAAUUACAGACUUUUUAAAUGUAGCAACGCAUCUGGGGACACUUUUUCUGAAGACAAGUGGUUCUCAGCAUGUUGGACAUAACCGCUGAGCCAGCUUCAGGUUGCCUUAUGCCCAGCCCUUCUCAAACCAUGACAAAUCACAAAGCAAACCACAAAGGUAGAGGCUUUUUCUAGCAGCUGUCGUCUUAGCAUGGCAAUAUUUUGUUCUCUCUUUGUGAAACCGGUCAGAAAAAAGGGCUUGUGGCUCUACCAAGACCAACUUUUGCCUUGCUACUUAUGAGACUCAUUUGUUACCAGCGCUUCCACUUUUGUUGUUUUUAUCAUAUUGUAAUUUAUUUAAUUAAUUUUCUAUUAUUCUAUUUUUACCCUUUUCUGAUGUGGCACAUAAGCACUUAUCAUUAUCAUUUCAUGAUGGAAGACCUGUACCUCAGACAGUAUUUUAUUUUUAAUUUUUUUAUUUUAUUUUUAUUUUAAUUUUGUCUUCUCCUCUUUGAAAUGUCCUGACCAUGCUGAAAUAUUUGUAUUAAAGGAAUUCCUUGCUACAGCAUUGAGAA